AUGGAGGUCAAUAAUACUGAGAAUGUGACAUACUAUUAUUAUUAUUAUUAUACUGGAGAAGACCUAAUCAGGCAGUGUCAUGUGGAGGACUUCAGCACAACCACAGGAGCAAGUCUUAUCAUCAUCUUUUGCCUCAGCUUUUUGGGAAAUGCCACUCUGCUCUUUGGUCUCAUCCGGUUUGAGAAUAUCAGGCGAGUAACCAUGCUGUUUCUACUCUGCUUGGCUGGAUUUGAUGUGCUGUUUACACUGACCCUCCCAUUCUGGGCUGUGGAUUAUCUACACCAAUGGAUUUUUGGCGAGUUUGCAUGUCAGAUCCUAACCGGGGCAUAUUUUGUAGGAAUUUAUGGAAGUCUUAUUCUCCUGACAGCCAUGACGGUUGAUCGUUUUUUUGUCAUAGUGGUGCGCAGCCAAUGGCUCACCCGAAGACGGAGGCAAAACUGUGCCAGAGCAGCCAUCGUUGGGACAUGGAUUAUCAGUAUUGGAGGCUGUAUGAAAGACGCCUUGGCCUCCAGGGUUCUAUUUCAGGGUAACUUUACAACCUGCAACACCAUGCCCAGUCAAGACGACAAACCCGGAUACUACACGCAGCUCUCAUUGCUCUUUGUUAUCCCGGUAAUAAUAAUCAUCCUGUGCUACAGCAUGAUCCUGCACACACUCAUGUCAACCUCAGGACGGCGGAAGUACUGGUCCGUACUUGUUAUUUUGGCUAUCGUUGUUGCUUUCGUCAUAUGCUGGGGGCCCUAUCACAUCCUUAUGAUCAUAAUGGGUCAGCUUGAUCAGAAGAAUUGUGAUGUGGAAAGACAGCACAAUCGGGCAUUCCUUGUCUGCCGUAUACUUGCCUAUUCGCACUGCUGUGUCAAUCCACUGCUGUUUCUGCUUCGAGAAAGGUUCCGAAGAAUUCUCUCCAGUUUUCUGUUCUGCUCUCCAAGACUCAGGAGCUCUAGCCAACAGGAGGAACCUUCUGAACCCAGCCACCCCAGUUUUUACCAACGUCGUGCCAGCAUAGCAUAUCAACAGAAUGAUACCGAGCUUAAAACACUGAGAGAUUCUUAA
Molecule: messenger RNA, 1053 nt
Organism: Trichomycterus rosablanca
Lineage: Eukaryota; Metazoa; Chordata; Actinopteri; Siluriformes; Trichomycteridae
Gene: xcr1b.2
Product: chemokine (C motif) receptor 1b, duplicate 2
Exons: 1
Coding region: 1-1053 (350 amino acids)
Biological process (GO): positive regulation of cytosolic calcium ion concentration; cell chemotaxis; G protein-coupled receptor signaling pathway
Cellular component (GO): external side of plasma membrane; membrane
Molecular function (GO): C-C chemokine receptor activity; C-C chemokine binding
Source: RefSeq, a predicted model, not a curated record